Molecule: messenger RNA, 337 nt
Organism: Plectropomus leopardus (leopard coralgrouper)
Lineage: Eukaryota; Metazoa; Chordata; Actinopteri; Perciformes; Serranidae
Source: RefSeq, a predicted model, not a curated record
AUGCCACUUUGCAACGUUCAAGCAAUGCCAGGAGUGGGUCAAGCGUCUGAACCGGGCCAUCGCUCACCCGGCGCGGCUGGAGGACCUGUUCGCCCUGGCGUAUCACGCCUGGUGUCUGGGAGGCAGCGCUGAUGACGAGGACCAGCACGUUCAUCUCUGUCGCCCAGGUGAUCACGUGCGUCAGAGGAUGGAGAUGGAGGUGAAGAGGAUGGGCUUCGACACGCAGAACGUCUGGAGAGUGUCCGACAUAAACUGCAACUUCAAGUAUGUCACAGAUAAACAGGGUUCAUACACAGUUUUACCAGCACAUUUGCAGGACAUUUCCAGGACUUUUUAA